This is a messenger RNA of Solanum lycopersicum (tomato), 8165 nucleotides long. RefSeq names its product cysteine-tryptophan domain-containing zinc finger protein 3-like. Gene Ontology annotation, molecular function: zinc ion binding. The record is from RefSeq and is a predicted model, not a curated record. NCBI's taxonomy places the organism in Eukaryota, Viridiplantae, Streptophyta, Magnoliopsida, Solanales, Solanaceae.
AAAAUAUAAAAGAAAAACAAAGGCUUUGUUUCUUUCUCUAUACCCUGUGGUAUCAAACAAUAGAAGAACAUCAUAUUGAGAAUCAAUUCGAUCGCUCGUUCCCUGGGGUUGUCAACAAAUUUGAUUCUUCGAAAAUCCAUUUUGGGGUAUUUAAAAAUUUAAUUUUUAAGUGUUUUUAUGGUCCAAGUUUUUGAUAAACAACUAGGAAUAUACCUAGAUGAUCAAGAAGUUCAAUGGUAGUUAUUGAUUUUGAAGGUUGGAUAGAUAACUGUGCAAUUCAUUUCUGGGUUUUUCUGGGUUUUGUGAGUAGUUUGAUGGGUCGAAGUUGGAUUUUUGAAUUGUGAGUGAUAUGUUGGAUUUUAGGAUAGGUGGUAAAAGGGGGGCUAGGGUUAGGGUUUUGUGUUGAAAGGUUUGAAAUUUGGGGUUAGGUUCUAUUUAUGAGUUGGGGAAGUAGUAGGGUUCAGAUGAUGGAAGAACAUGACCUUGAAGAAGGGGAAGCAUGUUAUUACAACAAGGAUGAUGAUGAUACAAGCUUUGACCCUGAUAUAGCACUCUCUUACAUUGAUGAGAAACUUCAAAGUGUCCUGGGUCAUUUUCAGAAAGAUUUUGAAGGAGGUGUUUCUGCCGAGAAUUUGGGGGCAAAAUUUGGUGGUUAUGGUUCGUUUUUACCGACUUAUCAACGCUCCCCUUCAAUUCUACCUCAGCCAAGAACUCCACAGAUAUCUCAAAAUCAAGGCACAUCUAGAUCACCCAGCCAUUUCGCCUCCGAGGGAGCUCCUCAGAACCCAACGUCUGUGUCUGGUCUUCCUUCGACUAGGAAGAAUGGUACAGCUGCUUCCCGUGGUGGUCAUACCUUGCAUGAUUCAAGGGUUCCUUUUGGGGGUGAUACCACAAGACAAGAUUCAUCUGCUCAAGAAUCUAAUAAGUUCCCUGCAAAACAUGAAGUUUCUAUGAUUAAGUCACUUAAUCCAACCGAUCAGAGAACACUCAAACUUCGGAUUAGAGUUGGUUCUGAUAAGACAGCUCAGAAGAGUACUGCUUUGCACACUAGUCUUGGACUUAUCUCUCCCUCUUCAUCGAUGGAAAAUAGUCCUACUGAGAGUGGUGAGAUGUUGGCCAAGGUUGAAGAAAGUCAUAGUGAUUCUCCAGCCAACAUCCUUCAGACUAUGACUUCUUUCCCAGUUGCUGGAAAUGUGCUGCUUUCACCUCUCAAUGAGAAGUUUUUGACUUUGUCAAGAAAUGAAAAACCUUUCGCAGAGAAUGAGCAUGUGUCUGUUGCAAAGGAUACUAACCCUCAAUCUGUCAUGUCUGCCAAUAGUUCAACUUCCAGGCUGGAAGAUGGAGAUGUCUUGAUCAGAAAGAAAAGUAAAUCAGUUGGUUUAAGUGAAUAUGUUGAGGAACUGAAUUCAGAGGUCAGAAAUGACACGAUGUCCUUGUUAAAGAAAAACUCGGGAAUUGAGAGCUUGAAAAACAGGCAUUGCUUUUCAAAUGACCUUAAUCAGAGAGUUGUACAUGAUUUAGUAUGUGAUACUCAUGAAUCAGUGAAAGGUGCUGGUGGUGCACCUGAAGCUAUAAAAGCCUCAGAGAAGGAAGUUCCUCUGAAGAAAAGGGAGAUCAAUAGACUUAAAGAUCAACUGUUUGGUAGUGAUUUGGAUAAGGAUGACUCGUUAGAAUCAUUAUCUGACCUAAGUGGUGACAAAUAUGAUCACCAGGAAGUAAGAAGUAGAUCGGUGGAACUCCAGUUAGAAAGCUUUCAGAGAAAUGCUUCUUUUGAUAUCAAGGAAGGUGGCAUGAGCAAAUACAGCAGAUCCGUUCCUUCAUUUAGAGCUAAUUCUAAUAUAUCUGAGAGUGAGAGGGAUUCUAGUGGGGCUGCCUCUCUGAGAAAGAAAGCUGUUAAGCAAGCUGCAACCCAUAAACUUGACCAACCAAGGAUACCUCACACUGAGAAGCAAUCAUCUGAAGGCAAAAAGAAAUUAACAGAACAUCAACCUGGUUUGAAGCCUGCUGCAGAUAUGGUAGAGGUAAGAGGGGUUUCUACUACCCUCAAGAACAAGAAGAGUUCUAUGAAGGAUGUACGGGUGGCUCAUGUAUUUGAUGCACAGUUGAAAAAACCCACAAAUCAACUGGGUAGACCUCCAGGUGAUAAGUUGAAGAAAUCUAAACUAGAGGCACGUAAAGGACAGCAUUCAUCUUCUUCUAAAUCAAGACAGGUCCCAUGCAAAAAAGCUGAUAGUCAUGUGGCAUGUGCGACCCCUAUGAAGGAUCCUUCAGCCAUGGGCAUACAUGAUGUGAAAGAGCUGACCUCUGGAGCUGAGCCACCAGUUGCUCCUGUCUUUAUUGAAGAAGAUUGGGUUGCCUGUGAUAAAUGUGAGAGGUGGCGUCUUCUUCCAUAUGGUACAAAACCUGCGCAACUGCCUGAGAGGUGGAUAUGCAGUAUGUUAUACUGGCUGCCUGGAAUGAACCGUUGUGACAUUAGUGAGGAGGAGACUACAAGAGCUCUGCAUGCCUUAUACCAAAUGCCCCUGCCUGAUAACCUAAAUAGCCUUCAAAAUCAUACUGGUAGAAGUGCGGUAGGAGUAGUUUCAGCUGAUAUGCAUGGUCUCGGUGGUAGCAGUCAGAACGCGGGUUUCGAUUACAUGGCUAAUGGAGGAAAGAAGAAACAUAAAAACACAAGCAGCAAUCAUGGUCCAAUGUUGACCACAAACUCAAACUUGCCAUCUGAGCUGGUCAAAAACAGAAGUUUUAAGAAUGUGAACCAACCUGUUGCUGAAUCGAACUCAAUUAGCAAAUCCAAUGCACAGAUUCCAGUUAAGUCGUCUGAUGUCCUUGGCAAACAAUUGAACAAACUGACGGAGCGCAUGGCUAAUGGUGAUGAAAAUCCAAAAAAGAAAUCCAAGAGGGAGUCCGAUCAAUAUGAUCGCAGGGAUUUGAAAAAGUUAAAAAUCAAAAGUGACCAAGCUUUUGUGGCAACUAGGGGAGUUGUGACCGGUACCCAGGACUACCAUGAACAUGGCAAUUUGAAGGAUACAAAGCCUGGAUUGACAGAAAGGGUACAAAUAUUGGAAAAGAAGCAUGGCAACCGAGUCCAGGAUUCAAGGGAUAGUGACUUGAUUGACAUUAAAACUAAUAUCAGAAGAGAAAUUUCUAUAAAGAAAAGAAAAUUGAGGGAUCAAGACUAUUUAAUGGAUUCACAAAGUAAAGGUAAUCUCUUGGGUGACAGCGAUGUCAAUGCUAUUGUGGGGAAGGCUAGUGGUGAGAGUGGUUUCAGGAAACAGAAGAAACCCAAGGUAUUUCAUUCUGAAAAAAAGGAGCCCAGUACAAGCAAGGGUGAGGAGAAAUCAUCAAGAACAAGAGGUGCAGUUACCAGAAUUGUUCUACCAGGAACCAGGGAUUUUCCUAUAGAUAGAAGUGUAGAGAGAGAACAUCAGACAAUGAAGUAUCGAGUGAAGGUUCAGUCUCGGUUGACGAUGGAAGAUAUUGAUUCAUUGAAAAAGGACUUGGGAUCUGAACAGUUACCAGUGGCUGCCACUUCAAGCUCGUCAAAAGUUUCUGAUUCUCGGAAAUGUAGAGCGAAUCACCAAGUGAAAGGCUCUCCUGUUGGGUCUGUUUCCUCAUCUCCCAUGAGGAUGCUCAUCAUGAGCAACGCUUCACCUGCAAGAAUGGAGAGUUCAGGGAAAGAUGAUGCUAAAUUGGAUGACAUUGGAAGUCCAAGAAAAUAUUUGGAUAGGGAUGGCGAUUUUGAGAGUGAUAAAUCUAGGGUCUUGAUAAAGGGGAAAAGACCAGGUAUUCCUCAUUCGGAGGUUUGUGAAAAUUUUGUGCUAGAUUUUCAGGGUAAUGAUGCCAGGGAAAAAAUUGAAUCGUCUGGUAUACAUUCUUCCGACCUUGGAAAUAGCCAUAUGUGUAAUAAUAAUGUUGAUGUUCCGGAGAAAUGUAGCCCUUACAUGCCUGAAAAGCGUGCUGCAUAUUGCUCUGAUGGCAAGGGUAGAUUGAGCAAGAAACACGUUUCUGUGCUUAACGAAUAUAAAUCUGCCAAAGAUCCUCCUUUGCAAUUUAAGGAGAAAGACUGGAAUACUGGAUUUAAUACUCAAAGGUUAGAAGAGAACAUAUCGGAUCAACUAGGCAGCAAGGAAGUCCUGAAUUCAAAGAUUGACCCUAAUAAUCUUGAUUCUAGUACUAAAUCUUUCAAAAACAAUCAGAAAGUCAGCAAGAAAGAUCCCACACAUUGUAGUGACGGCAGUAGAGAGCUUCGACUGAAGCAUGAUGGUGUUGGGUCAACCACAAAGUUGAAUAGUGUAUAUGACUUGGAAGGAAAAGUUCUUACAAAGGAAAAACUUCAUCAGGAAAGUGAUGCUCGAUUUGCAAUGAAUGGUAGAUCAAUUCAGACAGAAUCCAGGGACCUAAGGUCACAAGUUGGUGCACAUGCUGAAGAUAAAUUAGGCACAUCAGUUAUUAAGAGCAAACCUGCUUCAGGUGCCCAGAAAGGAAGUUUUAAAAAUGUAGGGAUGGUGAAUUCUUCUGUAAGUGCCAGAGUGUCAACGAUACUAAAAGAUCCUGGCAUUGGUGUGUGUCAAAACGCAAGUCACAACAGUAUGGGCCGGUUGGAGUCUGAUCAUUGUGCAGUGCAGGAACCCAGUGCUCCUACCCCCUCAAAAAGAGAGUCCUCCAGUCAGACUGCUUCUAUUAUCUUGGCAGAAGCUGAAAAGCUUAGAGAUACUGCUGAUCGUCUUAAGAACUCUGGAUUUCAUGCCGACUACAAUCAUGGCUAUUUCCAAGCGGCAUUACUGUUUCUUCAGGGUGCUUCACAUUUCGAAAGCUCAAAUGGGGAAAGUAGCAAAUCCAGAGAGAUGAAUCAAAUACAAAUCUAUAGUAAUGCAGCCAAACUUUGCGAAGCUUGUGCACUUGAAUACGAGAAGCAUGAUGAAACUGCCACGGCUGCUUUGGCCUAUAAGUGCAUGGAGGUUGCAUACAUGAGGGUGGUAAACUGCAAAAGUAUGAGUUCAAGUAGAAUUUGGCAUGAUCUGCAUGCAAAUUUGCAAGUUCCCCCUCAAGGUGAAUCUCCUUCAUCUUCCGCAUCUGAUGUUGAUAAUACGAACAAUCUAACAGUGGCAGAGAAGACUGUUUUAUCAAAAAACAGUGGUUCUCAUUCUGGAAAUCAUGUUAUUGCUCCUCGAAACCGUCCUAGUCUUGUUCGUCUGCUUGACUUUACAAAGGAUGUAAAUUCUGCAAUGGAGGCAUCUAGAAAAGCACAGAUUGCUUUUGCAGCUGCCACAAACGUUGGAGAGGCAGAGAAUAAGGACGCUUUCAUUUCAGUUAAACGGGUUAUUGACUUCAGUUUCCAGGAUGUAGAGGAGCUAAUACGGUUGGUGAGGCAAGCUAUCGAGGCAAUUAACCAUAAUGGUUUCGGUGGCAGUAGAGGUUAAAUCAACCAUGUAAUUUAUGUGGUUCUCCAUUCACAAGCAGGCCCUUGUAUAUGGGAAGGAAGUGAGGACCUGCGUUGCAAUUUAGUGAAGAGGCAUACUGUUAAGUGUGUUAUAUUCCUGUACAUGUGUACAAAGUGGGAUUGAUUUGCUAUUUCAUGAAAUUUUGAGAAUUCAACUUUUUGGUAUAUGAUAAGGGCACAGAUGAUCAACCUUAAAAUUUACAGGCUGGGGAUGAGGUGUAUAAAGUUUCAACUCUUCAAGGAAAAGAUUCGGAGUUCAGUUGAGAUCCAAUUUUGAAUAUUAGGGUCUUUUGGUUGGGAAUAGAGAAAAAUAGGAGUUCGGAUAUUGAGAACAUUAGUUGACAUAUCUAAGUAGACAUGAGUUUCAAUGUAGUCCCAAUGUUUCAUCCUUUACUAGAGGACUUUGAUCCUUGGGUUGCCGUAUAUAACUUCAUUUUUCCUAAUGGAACAUAAGGCACAAUUUUGGUGGAGGAAUUUAGUGGAAUUACUAUGUUAUCCGCCAUUAUUUCUUUUUACUCCUUUCUCUUUAAAUUUUUUAUGUGGUGAAAAUAUAUAGAAAAAAGUCACUGAUUCUGCCUCACAAAAGAAGAGAAAAAAGAGGGGAGGUCGUUACAGAAUUGCAUCUUUUGGUAAAUAACGGAUUGGAAAACACGGAGUUGAUUACUUAAUUCUGCAUGCCUAUAAUCAUCUUAUCAGCUUUUGAUCUCUUUUCUAAAUGAACCAAGAAAGUUGGGUGUGUGGGUCAAUUCUUUUGACAGCUUGGUAUCCGUUGGAUCUGUUGAUCUUAAAAGAACGCGCUGCAGAAGAACUUGGAAGCAUAUGAAAUCUGUUUAGUACAGUAAAUGAUAUGGGAAAUAUGCUCCUCCUGGGACACAGUCAAACCUGGUUGCUCCUUGUGUUCCAGAAAGGCAUGCCAGGUAAGUCUAUUACCCGUGGUUUUUUACUCUUUAUAGAUGUUGUGUUUCAAGUUUGUAGCCUGCUUAGAUAACAAUAAACAAUUGAAUCUGUGUUGCGUGCCGGUAAAAGCUUUCUUCAUCGAUGACUGACCGCAAAUGCAUUAUUUUUGAGAAGGGAUUUUUUUUUCCAGAAGGUUCACACCAAAUGCGUCAUUAUUUUAUUCAGGUACCUAUAGCCAUAUUGGGCUUAGUUUUGUUGUCUUCCAGUCUUUGUAACUUUGUCAUUAUAUAUAAUUGGUCCAACCCGGACCAAGUUCAGAUUUUUUUUUUUAGUUAUAUUUCUGACUUGAUAGUGGUGUAUUUAGAUGUCGAGUGGCGAUCUAUAGUUGUGUUAAUAACUCUUGUUCUUUGUCUAAUUAUUCUCGAUGCAACAAAUUUAAAACAGAUCAAUAUGCCUAGUCAAAACUGUUUUUAGCAUGUAAGAAUAGAAGUUAGGGAUGCUAGUUUGUUAUAUAUCAAUCUCUCCUCAGUAGCUUUUGUUUUUGGAUUUGAUCUAGUUUUGAUAUUCCAUUUGAGCGUUCAGUUUUGAGGGAAAAUGAGAGAAUUUUGGUGUUCGCUAACUGAUAACCUUCUAUGAACGAGUUGAUGGUUAGGCAUAUUUUGCUCAAGUACUGAUAAAAUUAUGCAAUGCAGCAUUCUCUCUCAACUACUGAUAUAAUUAUAGUUAUCUGCACGACAGUUUUUUCCUUUAGUAUUAUGAAAAUAAAUCCAUCUUGGAUGACAGUAUUUGUCGGAAGAGGGGGUGGGGUCAGAUCACUCCUGUCAACUCUAGUCUGUAAAACUUGCUUACUUCUAUGAUGUCCUUGUUCUAAUGCCCGGUUACGUGGAGGAAAGAUAAGAAGCUCCAAGGUAGUGGGAAUGGUGACAGUUAUAACCCCAGAUAUUUACCUUGUAAAAGGGGACGUUGUGGUUGCCCUUUAAUUGUCUGUGCACUGGGAAUCUGCAUGACUAAAUAUGGCUUUGCUUGUGAAAUGGUUUUGGAGAAUCAUUUUUGAAGUGAGUUCUUUGUGGCAUAUAGUAGUAUUGGGCAGAUACGGUAAUAGAAAUAGGAUGAUUGGUGAGACUAUUAUAUUCUGUUCACUUCCUGUUGAUGUAGUCGUCAUAUUACAGUGUCCAAGAUAGUGAAGGAUACUGUGGAGGGGAGAUGAUUAACUGUAAGGUGAACAGGAAACUGCUGAUUUACUGCCUCAGUUUCUUUGCAUGAGAUUUUGCUUGGCUUACUGGAGAUGACCUGGUGCAGAGUCUCAAAUUUAGAAGAGAAGGAUUAUUGUCAACUUUUCUGCUGUGUUAAAGGAGAUGUCACUUUUAUGACUAGCACAUGUCAACUGAGUCAUGCUGGAGCAUAUUGCUGUGCUGCUCUUUGCUUGACAAGGCUUGGAAGAGAACAGAACUUCUGCGGGAAUUCGUCACAUAUCUGCAUAUUUUAGUGUUAGAACAACACUUUAUGGCUCUGUUUGGCUGGGGUUGGUCUAUAGAGGCCGUUUUUUCCCCUUGAAGAAGCAACUGUUUAGUCCAUCAAUCACAUGUAAUUAGACAAUUGACAUUCCCAUAUGGAAAUGUGACAGCCAGAUCGAAGUUCGGACACAACUGGGGAUGUUAACUUGUAGCAUAUAUCGGACUGCUUGAUUUUAGUUUUAGUUUUGUAAUUGUAGCUUUUGCACAUUUGUAAACGUCAGUAAUUCGAUUAACAUCAGGAAUUCAAUAGUGUUAUAGCUGUAACAUGUAAGAGUUGUUUUUUUUUUUUGAAAAAAGCUCUGAUAAUCCUUCUU